Molecule: messenger RNA, 468 nt
Organism: Penicillium expansum
Lineage: Eukaryota; Fungi; Ascomycota; Eurotiomycetes; Eurotiales; Aspergillaceae
Exons: 1
Coding region: 1-468 (155 amino acids)
Source: RefSeq, a predicted model, not a curated record
AUGUCUACUACUACCACCUCUACCACCUCGUCCGUGAGCGCCACCAGCACUGCCUGCGGUGGCAGCGUCUGGCAAAUCCCCACAACCGAUGCAGCCUGCGCGGCCGUCAUUAGUGGGAACAUGACCGAUGUGAUGGAUAAUUGCUGCAAGAACGCGAAGGUUUCCAAGUACGACAAUGACUGCGGCAUCUACUGUCUCGCCCAAGGCCAAACCGUCGACAAGCUCCAGUCCUGUCUCACCAGCAAGAGCGGCAACUACCACAAUGUCUUCUGCAAUGCCGCUCUCAACGCGACCGCCACUGCCACAUCCACAGGCUCCAAGUCCACUUCCUCGGGCACCGGUACUAGCACGCACUCUGCCACCUCCACUUCUACAAACGCCGCUAUUGCGAACCAGCCAAUCUCCAAGUCUGGUGUUGGAUUGAUUGCCCUCCUCUUCGGCUCUGCUUUGAUGGCUGUUAUUUCUUGA